GUCAACAGGAAGCUGGAGGGGCAGGUGUGCAUCCCAUCAUGCCUCAGUCUGCUCCCACACUGCAGUCGUUACACACAGCCUCCUUGCAGGCUGGACUACAGUGCAGAAACAGCUUUGAACCCUGGCAACAUGCAGAGCUGCCAGCUUUCUGAACCACUGGAAGAGAAAAGACCUGAGAAGGGAGCUGAAGAACAGGCGCUGGAAGAAAAAGAGAAGGAGUUCCUCAGAAUAGCAAUUGCUCUGAGUCUCCAAGAUUUAAACCACACCAAAACUGAGCCCCACGUAGACGAGGACUCCACAAAUACCAGCACGGUGGAGUCCGAGGAGAGUGGUGCAGAGAUUGGAGAGCUCUCCAGCUCCUAUCGGCUUAUCGGUCUGGUCAGCCACCUGGGAAGCCGGGUGUCAACUGGUCAUUACAUCAGCGAUGUAUAUGACUUCCUGGCUGACAAGUGGCUGACCUACAAUGACGAGAAGGUCUCGGAGACUGAUGAGUCGGCUGUGCAGGACGAGCGGAAGUGUACCGGAUACAUCUUCUUCUAUAUGCACAAGAAAGUAUACGAAGAUAUCCAAAGGGAGAGAGCAGGCUUGUGCUUGCAGCCUGAUUGUUCCCCAUGGAGAUGAUAGUAAUUGGAGAGCUCUCCAGCUCCUAUCGGCUUAUCGGUCUGGUCAGCCACCUGGGAAGCCGGGUGUCAACUGGUCAUUACAUCAGCGAUGUAUAUGACUUCCUGGCUGACAAGUGGCUGACCUACAAUGACGAGAAGGUCUCGGAGACUGAUGAGUCGGCUGUGCAGGACGAGCGGAAGUGUACCGGAUACAUCUUCUUCUAUAUGCACAAGAAAGUAUACGAGGAUAUCCGAAGGGAGAGAGCAGGCUUGUGCUUGCAGCCUGAUUGUUCCCCAUGGAGAUGAUAGUACAAUGGCACAGGGGCAGGAAGCACAUGUGGAGGAGGGGAAAGCAACCCCCUGUGUGCUGAGCGAGUGCUGAAGGAUGUGAGGACGACUGUGUCAGGAAUCUCAGCAGUAGGAGUGCAGGAAGACUUCCAGCACCCACGCUUGCUUCGAGAUCCGACGCAGUGUGGUGCGUAUGCACAGUCUUUAGCAUUAGUUCUGGAGGGCAUCAGAACUUAUACUUGUAUUAGUUUAUUGAAUUUGUUAAUUUUGUGAAUUGUUAAUCACACAUUCUGUGAAUCCAGCUCAGGGUGUCCUUCUUUUUUGAAGUACUGACCCCUGAUUUAUCUGAUCCCUGGUUGAGCUAUUGAAGGACACAGUACAUUUUUGAAAUCCCUGCCUAAAUGUUGUUAAACUGUGAGGGAAAAUAAUUCUUAAAAGCAUAACUUCACAGAUAUAUAAACUAGGUUGUUUGUUUUUCCUAUUGAUUUAUCUGCCUUAGUUUAAAGCACACCAUUUCUUAAACCCAAGCUGUAAAAUAAUGUGUGGAUCAUAUCUACAAGCCUGCCCUACAUGUCAUUAUUUUUGACACCUGUUCCUUUUGCUGUGAAUUCAGAAAUCCACCCUGUAGGGUACCGAGUGAUCUUUGUGGUGCUGUAGGGUACCGAGUGAUCUUUGUGGUGCUGUAAGAACAUAAGAAAGUUUACAAACGAGAGGAGGCCAUUCGGCC
Messenger RNA from Polyodon spathula (Mississippi paddlefish), 1617 nucleotides. RefSeq names its product ubiquitin carboxyl-terminal hydrolase 37-like. The transcript has 11 exons. Bases 130 to 621 code for a protein of 163 amino acids. Gene Ontology annotation, molecular function: proteasome binding; cysteine-type deubiquitinase activity. The record is from RefSeq and is a predicted model, not a curated record. NCBI's taxonomy places the organism in Eukaryota, Metazoa, Chordata, Actinopteri, Acipenseriformes, Polyodontidae. Gene Ontology annotation, biological process: protein deubiquitination; proteasome-mediated ubiquitin-dependent protein catabolic process; regulation of proteasomal protein catabolic process.